Molecule: messenger RNA, 1377 nt
Organism: Penaeus monodon (black tiger shrimp)
Lineage: Eukaryota; Metazoa; Arthropoda; Malacostraca; Decapoda; Penaeidae
Product: transcription factor ets-4-like
Exons: 7
Coding region: 260-1240 (326 amino acids)
Biological process (GO): regulation of transcription by RNA polymerase II; cell differentiation
Cellular component (GO): nucleus
Molecular function (GO): sequence-specific DNA binding; DNA-binding transcription factor activity, RNA polymerase II-specific
Source: RefSeq, a predicted model, not a curated record
AUUAUCAGAACCCGCGCUGCCAGCAUGAUUGCAGUACCGUAGUGCAGGAGAGGGACAGUUGAUAAAAAACCGCUCCCGUUGGACACUGAUGCGGUUUCCCCAGUGCAGAGCGAAAACCAGCAGCUGAUGGGAGCACCUUCCUUCGGCCGCUGCUGUUACUACUGUGCAGAAAAACGAAACAAAACAAAGCAAAACAUUUGAUGACAGCAACUACCGCUGACGACAACUUCCACGACUUCAGCAGCUUGACUAUUGACUCAUGAGGAGGGACCUCAGCUGUUGCCUACAAUACUACAUGCUUGAGCCCGACAUGUACCUGCAGUGCCGGGUGGACGAAUGGCAGAGUGAGCACGUGAAAUCCUGGCUCCUGGCCGUAUGCACCAACUUCGGCGUCAGUCCCGAGUUCUGCAACAUCAACGCCUUCAGCAUGUACACCGGCUUUCAACUUCGCAACAUGAGCUUGCAUGAUUUUUGCGGGAUCGACAGGCAGCAUGGCGAACUCUUCCACACGCAGCUACACACUUACCUACGUUCGGAACAAGGCAGAGCGGUCCAGUACCAGACCUUAACCACAGAGGACUCUACCUACACAGUCCUUCAGCCACGCCGCUCGAGUCCUCCUGCAGGUUCCUUUAGUCCAGCCGGUUCCUUUAGUCCUACCGGUUCCUUCAGUCCUGUUGGCUUCAACACUUGGCCUCAGGGAAACUCCGACCCUCUUUCGACAAGCUUCAGCCAUAUGACUUCAGCAAGUUUCAGCGACUCGGAUUUUUCGAGAGGAGGCGAGGAGUUUGAGGAUAUUAAUUCGAACGACGUUGAGUCUUCCAUUUGGUAUGAGAUCGAUAACCUUUCGCCGUUUCCGGAAACUGCAGAGGGUACAGAUGAGGCAAGCAGAUCGCCAGAAGCGAGAAGAAGAAGAAGAAGGGAAACCGGGCCCAAAGUGUGGCAGUUUCUCUGGGAACUUCUACACGACCCUUCCUGCAACCCUUCGCUGAUCCGGUGGGAGAACCAGCUGGAGUUCUGCUUCCGUCUCGUCAAGCCCCACGAGCUGGCGAGGCGAUGGGGCCAGAGGAGACGGGCGGCCAAUUCCCUGCCGUAUGAUUAUUUCGCUCGCUGUGUCAGGUAUCAUUACCAAACGGGUUACCUGGUAUCUGUACCAGAGAGAAAACUUGUCUACAAAUUCGGAAGCAAAGCUAUCGUUAAGUUUGAACACGCUCAGGUGGACAAUCCCUCAGGCUUAUGAUUUACAACGGGUGUGUUGAUCUAUGUGUAUAUAAAAAAUAAUGUAUUUUUAAGCUCUUUUUUAUUAUGUGUUAUAAUGUUUAGAUUUAUAUCAUUACGACUUUCGUUGAAUCUACGAAAUAAAAGAAAAUAAUCCAA